AUGAGGCAGCACUGCGGCAAGGGCAAGGGCGGGUGUUGCUACUGGUGCUACGUGCUAGUUUUCUUCAACUUCGUAUUUUUCUUCGCGCUGUUCCUGAAGUUCAUGAUGACAUCCCCCAUGCCCCUCGAGAACUGGCACUGGCAGUACGAGAGGUUCCCUCCCCUCUUGAACCAGUUGUGGGUGCAGGAUCCCGGGGCCCACCAGGGCUUCUCCAUCGCCAUGUCAGAUAUUCCGCAGACGUGGAGUGGCUGCAACCACUCUUGCUCAAGAGGGUGGAAUGGCAUGAUCUCCACCGAGAUGAACUUCAACGUGGAAAUGUCAUUGACCGCGCCCAACUUCGAGCACACGGCGUACCCGGUGCUGAUCGCCUCCAACGAUUUCGAGAAGUGGUGGAUCGCUUCCGACAGGCUGGACUCGACCCCGAUCGAAUUUUGCCAGCACGGACGCCGAGGAGGCACCAGUGUACCAGUACAUCACGGACAAUUGUACCCGGCCGCCUUUCGAGACUGA
Messenger RNA from Prorocentrum cordatum, 510 nucleotides. The record is from the annotation of a GenBank genome assembly. NCBI's taxonomy places the organism in Eukaryota, Dinophyceae, Prorocentrales, Prorocentraceae.